Messenger RNA from Patiria miniata (bat star), 2364 nucleotides. Its product is annotated as monocarboxylate transporter 13-like. Gene Ontology annotation, molecular function: monocarboxylic acid transmembrane transporter activity. NCBI's taxonomy places the organism in Eukaryota, Metazoa, Echinodermata, Asteroidea, Valvatida, Asterinidae. Gene Ontology annotation, biological process: transmembrane transport; monocarboxylic acid transport. The record is from RefSeq and is a predicted model, not a curated record. The transcript has 4 exons. Bases 753 to 2063 code for a protein of 436 amino acids.
UAUAGUUCUAUAUCUAUGAGAUAUAGUUCUAUAUCUAUGAGAUAUAGUUCUAUAUCUAUGAGAUAUAGUUCUGUAUCUAUGAGAUAUAGUUCUAUAUCUAUGAGAUAUAGUUCUAUAUCUAUGGUUAUACCAUGCGCGAAUGUCCUGUGGCUACGAUGAGCGUUCGCGCAGCACCUUGCUGACAGUUUUGAGAGCAAAAUGUGGUGUCUAGGUAGAUUAUUAGAAGUGGAUAAAGGCGUGAAAACUAUCCUCGUUGACCUAGUGUUUUAAUUUUUCCAGCCGCGGCAGUGCAGCUUUCUCGAAAGAUCUUUAAAACUAAACGUGUCAAGAGCCCACAUUCGGCAACUGUUAGAUUAGAUUAAGUACCGAUGGCAUUCUACGUUUGUAAACAUGUACAAAAGUACUGAUUCGCGUUCCCAAGCGAUGCAUUGCGCCCUCUUGCGACGUUUUCAAUUAAUACCGGUACCGGAAACCGGUUUGUAGCGCUCGAUGUACCGAGUCAUAUGCCCAGAUAGCAAAACAAACUCCAAAGUUCACUUGCUUCUUUUCCGUCGCUGGAUUGCAAACCGCGCUUGUAGAAAAUACGACAUGUUAACCAAUGACCCAAUAGAAAACAGAAUGGGAACGGCCGCAUGUAAAUGACAAUUGCAUUUGAGCGUUAAUUACUGGAAAAGUGUUGUGGAAUAGUGUCAGUGGAAAUAUUCCCGUAAACAGGACGGUGCCAUCAACGCUUUGUCCGAAUUUCGUGAGAGAUGCCCCCUGUCUACGAUCGUGGUUGGGCCUGGGUCGUGCUGGUGGGCGCCCACAUCGGUGUAAUGCUAACCAACGGUUAUAUGACAACGCUGGGUGUGUUCUACAACGAUUGGAAAGAUUACUUCGAUGCUAGUGCUACUGCCACCAGUUGGUUGCUCAGUUUGCCCUGGUUGGUUGCAUGCCCGAUCAGUUUCUUCGUUGGUAUCCUUGCUUCGCGGGUCGGCGUACGAUGGGUGUCAAUGGCUGGAGCAGUAGUCAUGGCACUGGCAACCAUAUCUGGUUCAUUUACAACAGACAUCAGGCAACUGUAUGUUUGCAAUGCCGUGGCUGGUAUUGGUGCAGUGACAGUGGUUUCUCCGGGCGCAAUUAUUAUCGCUCAGUACUUCAAAAAACGCUACGUCUUUGCCAAUGGCAUCGCCACCCUCGGUUUAAACAUCGCCCAAGUCAUCUUCCCGCCGCUAAUUCGCCUGCUGGUCUCCGCGUACGGCUGGAGGGGCGCCAUGUUCAUUAUUGGAGUUUUACAACUGAACGGGGUGGCUGCUUGCGCCCUCUUCCGGCCGCUCAAGACCAACCAGGACCGACUUCCAUCCCGAUCCCGCUCAAGUCUGGAGUCUGAAGAGCUGCAUGACGUCACCACGGAAAGUGAAGAGCAAGGAAGAUGUUCAAACCAUACCUUGAAAGAGCAAGGAGAGACAAUACGGAAGAUGAAGAUGUUUCUGAGUAUUUUUACCAACCUGCAAGCGAUGAUGAUCGUGAUAGCCGGUUGUCUCCAAUCCACAGGUUUGGUCAUGAAUCUUACACAUCUCCCAGCCCGAGCCAAGGAAGCUGGCUGGUCCAACACCCAAGGAGCCAUGCUGAUCUUAGCGUUUGGUAUCCCCGCGGCAAUCACUCGAUCAGCGCACGGCUGGUUCGUCGGCAAAGCCUACAUCGAUGCCUUCAACCUUCAACUCUUUGUCCUACUUGGCACCUCCCUGACCACUUUUCUGAACCCCGUAUCAGACAGUUUUAUCUUCUUGGUGUGCUACGCUGUUGUUUUGGGCGGAUUUCUUGGUGUCGGGGUACCACUUUUAAUAGCAAACAUAAAGACGGUGGUCAGUGGCCCUCAAGUACCUGCGGCUCUGAGCUUGAUGUGGGCUACGUUUUAUUUCGGUGGAAUUGGUUCAAUUCUGGCAGGCCAAAUCUUCGAUGCCACAGGAAACUACGUGGCGCCAUUUUUGACGGAUGGUUCCUUGUUUCUGGCGUCUUUCCUGUUGUUUGCCGUGGUCACAGUUUUGAAGAGAAGACAGGGCACCAGACAUAAUAAACUGUAGCCAACAAAGACUGUCCUGCACGGGUAUAAAUAUAAUGAUAUCAGGCGAUUCCGCACUUCAAAGAAUUUUUUAAAAUGUAAAAUUUUCGGAUAUUGUCCAAUCACAUCGCUAUUUUUGUUUAUACAGAAAACUUCAAUUCAUUACCUUGCCUCGGCGCGGUCCGCGCCAGCGUCGGCUCCUAGGCUCCGUUUCAGAAAGUUACUUUGUUAACUUUUGGACUGAAGUUAAUACAGUAAAAUGUUUGCCAAGAAAAAUCACUUGGUAAUUGAGCAUCGUUUUUUGUCUUUGAGUGUCUGAGGGA